AUUUGUUGCUGAUUUGCUUUGGGCAAUAAACAGGGUACUUUAAAGAAUGGGAAAAUAGUUGCAGUAAAGAAACUAGCUCUAAGCCAAUCUAGAAGGGCACAGGCAGAUUUUGCAAGUGAAGUUACACUUAUAAGUAAUGUUCAUCACCGGAAUCUUGUCCGACUACUUGGUUGUUGUAGCAAAGGACCAGAAUUACUUCUUGUUUAUGAAUACAUGGAAAAUACCAGCCUCGACAGAUUCUUAUUUGGUAAAAGAAAAGGAUCUCUGAUUUGGAAACAAAGAUUUGAUAUAAUCCUUGGGACAGCUCAGGGUCUUGCUUAUCUGCAUGAACAGUUUCAUGUAUGCAUUAUACACCGUGACAUAAAACCCAACAAUAUUCUUCUGGAUGAUGAUUUCCAGCCAAAAAUAGCAGAUUUUGGGUUGGCAAGACUUCUGCCUGAAGAUAAAAGUCAUCUAAGCACCAGAUUCGCUGGCACAUUGGGAUACACAGCACCUGAGUAUGCAAUCCAUGGACAAUUAUCAGAAAAGGUGGAUACCUACAGCUAUGGGGUAGUUGUCCUAGAAAUCAUUAGUGGCAAAAAGGGUAGUGAGAUGAUAGCCGACCCUGGCUCUGAUUACCUUCUCAAACGAGCAUGGAAACUAUACGAGAAUGGAACACACCUGGAAUUAGUCGAUGAAAGCUUAGGCCCAGAUGAAUAUGAAGCAGAAGAAGUGAAGAAAAUCAUAGAGAUUGCCUUGAUGUGCACUCAAACUUCACCUGCUUUGAGACCAACAAUGUCAGAAGUGGUUGUUCUACUCAAAAGUACUGGUUCAUUGGAGCACAGGCCACCAACUAGGCCUCCCUUUAUUGAAUCUGAAGAAAGGGUGGUCAUCCAUGGGGACAGGUCCACAUCCACUGCGUCCUCCAAAUCCAAUGCCACUGCUUCUAUAACUCAGGUGUCGGGUCGCUAACCUUUUAGUAUCCACACAUGCUUUAUUACACUUCCUAUGAUACCAAAAGGAUGUUAAUUGGGAUACCACUGACACAUACAAUGUUAUUUAACCACCAAUAUGCAAUAAUUACUGAAGUGCACAACUUCAAGCAAAUAAUUUGACCAUUGAAA
Messenger RNA from Jatropha curcas, 1103 nucleotides. NCBI's taxonomy places the organism in Eukaryota, Viridiplantae, Streptophyta, Magnoliopsida, Malpighiales, Euphorbiaceae. The record is from RefSeq and is a predicted model, not a curated record.